Molecule: messenger RNA, 1740 nt
Organism: Penicillium malachiteum
Lineage: Eukaryota; Fungi; Ascomycota; Eurotiomycetes; Eurotiales; Aspergillaceae
Exons: 3
Coding region: 1-1740 (579 amino acids)
Source: RefSeq, a predicted model, not a curated record
AUGCAGGGAAACACUGUUAUUGCCCUUGUGAUCAGUUUUCUGCUGGUCGUGGGCAUGGUCGGGUGGAUGGCCCACUGCUGGUAUGCACGCCAUAUCGGAUACGGGGUAAUGAUCAGCCAGGCACGGGCAAAAGCAAGUGAGACACUUCAAAAUUUGCGCCGGAAUAGUGGUGAUGCGACAUUUGACGUGGAAGAAGGAAUUGCGACCGAGCCGCCUGCGUACACCCAGAAAGGCUGGAUACGUGCCAGCAAAAAGCCAAAAGACAGUGACCGGGUUCGCACCCCAUCCUAUUAUAUUCUCAAAGGAAUGAUACCCGGCCAACGCUCGCGCAUGGGCCCUGUCCUGCAAGGAAGCCUCAUCAAUUCUGUGGACCAGAACCGACUCCGCCCAAGAACAGAAACCAUUUCGCUGAACAAACAGGUCAACCAGGGCAGCCUUCCGAUGCAUGAGUCGAAGCAACAGAGUGUGGAACAACAGGCUGAGCAGAAGAGCGAGGCAAUCCAGCAGCCAACCGAGCUCCUAAAGGUCCUGCCUAAGAAGAAGAAGAAGAAACAGACGGCGAAUCAAAAUGAGAGCAACACUCAAGAGGAUGAGCAGAAUGAUCAGCGGGAUGAAAGCCAGAAUAAAAGCAAGGACAACAAUCAGAAAAGCGGCAGCCGUCAUGAGAAAGACAAGAGCUCUGGAAAUAGCCGGAACAGCCCUAAAAAGAACUCCCGGAACUCGCAGCAAAGCCACACGGAAAAUUCAGGAAGCAAAAACCAUGGAAAUGGCAAGAAAAGUCCAACAAAGGAGUUUGGGCACUCUCGAAAGAGCAAAGCGGAAGCAAUAACCACCAUGAUGAUAAUCGCCGAGACAACCGUUAUUAUGAGAACAGAAAACGACACCGAGGUUGGAGCACCAGCGAUAACGAACAUGCUGAUAGUCGAUCCUAUGAUGGUAGAAGCAAACGUCGAGGGUCCCAAGGUCGCUCAGCGUCUCGCAGCCCCCCGCAAAGUCAAAGUUAUCAUAGAGACUACUUUCCACGGUCUCACUCAUGGACGUGGCAUUGGUCGCCGUCCCCAACAGAACAAAGUGACAGAUAACAUCAGUGACUGGGGUCAGAGUGGCGCACAGGCUGAUAAUGACACCUGGGACGGCCAUGAUAAUUCACGCGCGGAUAACGACACCUGGGACGGCCAUCAUAAUUCACGCGCGGAUAACGACACUUGGGACGGCCAUCAUAAUUCACGCGCGGAUAACGACACCUGGGACGGCCAUCAUAACGCACAUGCGGAUAAUGACACCUGGGACAACGGGCAGGAUGAGGAUAGCUGGAACGCCCAUAAAAAGGUUGACAAGAAUGGCCGGAAAGAACAUCAUAACGCAAAUACUGAAAGCGACACCUGGGACGGCCAUAAAAAGGUCGACAACAAUGUCUGGAAAGACCAUCACAACGCAAACACUGAGAGCGAUAGCUGGAACGCCCAUAAAAAGGUCGACAAGAAUGGCCGGAAAGAACAUCAUAAUGCAAAUACUGAAAGCGACACCUGGGACGGCCAUAAAAAGGUCGACAACAAUGUCUGGAAAGACCAUCACAACGCAAACACUGAGAGCGAUAGCUGGAACGCCCAUAAAAAGGUCGACAAGAAUGGCCGGAAAGAACAUCAUGACGCAAAUACUGAAAACGACACCUGGGACGGCCAUAAAAAGGCCGACAACCACGGCUGGGACGGCAAUGAUAGUCCUCAGGCAAAGUGGUAG